Messenger RNA from Salvia miltiorrhiza (redroot sage), 683 nucleotides. RefSeq lists its product as uncharacterized. The transcript is spliced from 2 exons. NCBI's taxonomy places the organism in Eukaryota, Viridiplantae, Streptophyta, Magnoliopsida, Lamiales, Lamiaceae. The record is from RefSeq and is a predicted model, not a curated record. The coding region runs from base 151 to 297 and encodes 48 amino acids.
CUGUCUUGAUAUUUGUUCGUGGCAUUUGGAGAAAAUCUUGGUCGAUUUCAGGUAGAUGCUUUUUGGCUAAUUGACCGAAAAUAAAUUAGGGUUUGGUGUGAAUCUGUUUGAAGAUCUUGGAUAAUUGGGAAAGAUUGAAUUUUGGGGGCCAUGGCAGUGGGAUGGAGUGUGACACUUUGGAUGGCAAGAAUGGUGUGGUUUGCAUUGUGUGGUUGGGUGGUUUCUUGCUUGACUGUUGCCGAUGAAUUGGCCGGCUCUUUGCGCUCCGGAGAUAUCGGCCCGUUCCAUGUCGGUUAAUUUGCAGACUAUUGUACAGAAACAAAGGAGUUUAUCAUCUGCAAGGAUCCGGUUUCCCUGAAUAGAGUUUUGUCUUCGUUUAUGUUGAUUGUUAAGCAGAGAGUCGCGGUUGUGUUUUCCAAUUCAAGUCUCAGUCUCAGAGGGAUUUGUUGGAGAAGAUGGAAGUCUAAUGUUUGAAGCCAACAUCUUGCCAUAUUGUGACCAGAAGAGAACCUCUGCUCCAUUUUCCAUUCCACUCACCACGUGUAUUUUUAAUCAGUUUCUUAAUUUUUGUUAUUUAUUUUUGAUAAUUAAGAAAUUUCAGAACGGAGGUUUUGUCCAAAGUUGUAGCUGAGAAUUCUCUAGUUUAUUUAGUUUGAAAUUUAUGCUGUGGGUUUUAAUCCUAU